AUUUCCGUUUUUCAUUUAAAUUAUUUUUUUCAAAACGUAAACCUGCUUGCGUUUUCAAAUUUUUUUGAAGUGGAGAAAUGAAUUCACCAGCAAAAAUAUCAUGGAAUGACCAAAUCACAAUGAGGUUUGCAGAAAUGUUGGAACCAGAAGAGAUUAUAUGGAAUCAGGCGCAUCCUGAUCACAAGAAGACAUUCGUUGUGAUGGAACAUCUUUCCAUCAUAGGAAUUAAAUUAUCAGAAGAAUAUCCUGAUUAUGACUGUAGUGUUAACUACUUAAAAAAGCGUUUAAGAAAUUUCAAGUAUCAACUGAGCAAAGAAAAAUUAGACAGUCUAUCCGGAUCUAGAGGAGGGGUGCAUGAAUACAAGUAUAAGAAAUAUAUUAAUUUCAUGCAAUCCACUGUUGCUGACAGACUUACUGUCAGUAACUUCCAGGAAUCCCCUCCUCCAAUAAGGAAACCUGCCAAAAAAUGAUUUGCAAAUUCUGAUGAAUGUAUUGGAAAAAAAGUCAUCUAGCAUCCAACUCUUUUUGGAUAGCCUAGUUGAUACAAUGGAAGGCUACAAUUCCGAUGAAGAUUUUUUUUUAAAACAGGUUUUAAAACUAAUGCAAAUAAUCAAGAUCAAUAGAACACAACCAACAGAAACUUUUAAU
Gordionus sp. m RMFG-2023 is the source of this 648-nucleotide messenger RNA. RefSeq lists its product as uncharacterized. The transcript is spliced from 4 exons. NCBI's taxonomy places the organism in Eukaryota, Metazoa, Nematomorpha, Gordioida, Chordodea, Parachordodidae. The record is from RefSeq and is a predicted model, not a curated record. Bases 78 to 470 code for a protein of 130 amino acids.